Messenger RNA from Arthroderma uncinatum, 1917 nucleotides. Its product is annotated as glycosyl hydrolase family 3 N terminal domain-containing protein. The transcript is spliced from 3 exons. The record is from RefSeq and is a predicted model, not a curated record. Bases 1 to 1917 code for a protein of 638 amino acids. NCBI's taxonomy places the organism in Eukaryota, Fungi, Ascomycota, Eurotiomycetes, Onygenales, Arthrodermataceae. Gene Ontology annotation, biological process: glucan catabolic process. Gene Ontology annotation, molecular function: beta-glucosidase activity.
AUGCCGUCGGGUAAGACAGUACCUGGAUGGAAGGACAGCUAUUACAAAGCCCAAGCUCUGGUUAACAAUAUGACCCUUACCGAAAAAGUAAACAUCACAACUGGUGUAGGUUGGCAGAUGGGUCUUUGUGUUGGGAACACGGGUCCCGCCACCGAAGUCGGAUUUCCAUCUUUAUGCCUUCAAGAUAGUCCCCUAGGGAUACGCUUUGCCGAUAACGUAACCGCCUUUCCCGCUGGCGUCACUGUUGGAGCAACCUGGAAUAGGGACCUUAUGCGCAGAAGGGGCGAAGCCUUGGGGAGAGAAUCUCGUCGUAAGGGAGUAAAUGUCCUUCUAGGUCCAACCAUGGGGCCUUUAGGGGUUCUUCCAGCCGCCGGCCGUAACUGGGAAGGUUUUGGCACUGAUCCAGUUCUUCAAGGGAUUUCGGCUGCAGAAACCAUAAAGGGGAUUCAAAAAGAGGGAGUAAUUGCAACCGCGAAGCACUUUGUCUUGAAUGAACAGGAGCACUUCCGGCAGCCGUAUGAAUGGGGAAUACCUGACGCCAUGUCCUCUAACACCGAUGAUCGAACCCUACAUGAGGUAUAUGUUUGGCCAUUUGCGGAAAGUGUUCGGGCUGGUGUUGGUAGCGUGAUGUGCGCUUACCAAAUGGUUAAUAACUCAUAUUCAUGCAGUAACAGCCGCCUUUUGAAUGGUAUUCUAAAGGAUGAGCUCGCAUUCCAGGGGUUUGUUCAGUCUGACUGGUAUGGACAACAAAGUGGCGUCGCAAGCGCAUUGGCUGGUUUGGAUAUGGCAAUGCCGGGAGAAUUACUUCGCUCUGACCCUGGAACUUCUUUCUGGGGGGCUAAUCUAACUAUGGCUGUUCUGAACCGCUCUGUUGAAGUCGGCCGAUUGAACGAUAUGGCCACUAGAAUUGUCGCUGCGUGGUAUCAAGUGAAGCAAGAUUCAUGGGAAAGGCAUCCUCCGGAUGGAGGAAAAGAUGGCGGGCCCAACUUUUCAUCUUGGACGAAAAACAAAACUGGCCAUAGGCACGAAGGCAGUGAGGAUGAUAGGGAAAUGGUGGUUGUUAACCAGUAUGUCAAAGCAGCCAACGUGAGAGAAGAUUCCCAUAGCAGCCUAGCCCGUGAGGUCGCUGCUGAAGGCACAGUUCUCCUAAAAAACGAAGAUGGGAUUUUACCUCUAUCCACUGAAGGUACCGCUUCAGGGAGAAAAACGAAGGUUGGGGUCUUUGGAGAGGAUGCUGGCCCAGGCCACGGGCCAAACUCCUGCCCUGAUAGAUCGUGCAAUCAAGGCACGCUUGGGUCUGGAUGGGGUAGUGGCACUGCUGACUUCCCCUACCUGAUAACGCCAUGGGAGGAGAUUAACAAAACGUAUAACCACGACAACGUUUCUAUAUCCGAGUACCUUUAUAACGGUAUCCAAGAUGAAGAUUUGGCCGAUAAAGACUUGUGUCUUGUCUUUACCAACGCUGAUUCAGGCGAAGGGUUUGUGUCUUUUGAGGACAUUGACGGGGACCGAAAUGACUUGUUCCUUCAAAAAGAUGGCAACAACUUGAUUCGACAGGCCGCAGAUAAGUGUGGGAAAGGUAAAGGGAAUACUAUUGUGGUUCUUCACUCAGUUGGUCCCGUAAUAUUAGAAGACUGGAUCGAAAUGCCCGGAAUCAAAGCUGUUGUCCUAGCAAACCUCCCCGGGCAGGAGAGUGGCAAGGCUCUUGUGGAUGUUCUAUUCGGAAGAGUUGAUGCCAGUGGUAGAUUGCCAUAUACUAUUGCAAAAGACGCCGAAGACUACGGUCCAGAGUCCAAAGUGCUAUACGAAAGCGAAGAUUCGGUUCCACAGAAAAAUUUCAGCCAGGGGUUAUAUAUCGAUUACCGGUACUUUGAUAAGAACAACAUUACCCCUCGAUAUGAAUUUGGUCUGAAGUGA